AUGCACAUGAUCUUCGUCUGGAAGAUUGAAGCCUUCCCAUUUCGAUAUGAGGACGAAGCAAGACUCUCUCUUCACUGGAAGUGGUUUUGGAAUGAAGCAACCAAAGUUCUUCCAGAUAUUGGAAGAUGGAUUCAAAGUGACACAUACAUCUUCAUUUAUGGGGGGACUGAUGUUGCUGGGACCCAGAGGAUUGGUACGCUCUUAGACUCCAUUAAGAAGGACCCCAUCAUCAAGCAAGCCGACUCCAUAAUUGAGCAUUUCAACCUCUCAAAGCUUGAUCAAACCUCUGCAACCAAUUUCUGGGUUAACAUCACCAACUCAAUGUUAAGCCGACUUCAAAAGCCGAACCACCAACAAGACAUUGUUCUUAAAGACAUCGAAACCUUACUCUCAUAUAAAAACGAGAAAACUUGGGCUCUCCUCAGCAAAGGCCCCAACGUGCUGGUUAUAGGGUUCGAUCCCUUGGUAACGAGCGUACUGGAGGAUUUCGAUGAAUGGAGAGUGAAUGUGCAAGUUCUUCAAGGUUUUGAUAAUGCAUUUAUAAAGUAUUACAAUGAAAAGAGCCUUAAUGUUCCUCCUCCUUGUUUCCACUUCCAAGUGAGCAACAUACGAUCAGGAGUUCCUUUCACUGUCACUUGCCCUGAGCCAUCUUGCAAGAAGAAUAUUAUGGAAGUUGAAACUGUUAGCUACAAGUGUUGCCAUGGGAUCCAUUAUCACCAUGCAUCAGAGAACUUGAACCGCGAGUUUGGGACCCCACUUUUGAAAACCAAAUGGACCCCAUGA
Messenger RNA from Neltuma alba, 783 nucleotides. RefSeq names its product protein SIEVE ELEMENT OCCLUSION B-like. The transcript is spliced from 2 exons. Bases 1 to 783 code for a protein of 260 amino acids. The record is from RefSeq and is a predicted model, not a curated record. NCBI's taxonomy places the organism in Eukaryota, Viridiplantae, Streptophyta, Magnoliopsida, Fabales, Fabaceae. Gene Ontology annotation, biological process: phloem development.